Molecule: messenger RNA, 276 nt
Organism: Trichobilharzia szidati
Lineage: Eukaryota; Metazoa; Platyhelminthes; Trematoda; Strigeidida; Schistosomatidae
Source: the annotation of a GenBank genome assembly
UGACUACUUUGAACGUACUAUUCUAGUAAAUAGUAUGAUAUGGACAUGUUCAGUGUGUAAUCGUGGACCUUCAACUUAUAAAGAGGCAUUAGCUUGUGAACGUGCUGACUAUCGACAAUUAAGUGCUUUUGAUAAUGCUUUAGCUUCCGGACUACUGUGUAUAAUUGCAGGAGCACGAAGACAUAGACUGCCAGAACUUGUUGAAUUACUAUGUGGAUUUGCAGGCAGUCGAUUUUUUGUCGGUGAAGAAAUUGAAUUUCACGUUGCAGAUUCAAG